Molecule: messenger RNA, 3384 nt
Organism: Gamsiella multidivaricata
Lineage: Eukaryota; Fungi; Mortierellomycota; Mortierellomycetes; Mortierellales; Mortierellaceae
Exons: 9
Coding region: 1-3384 (1127 amino acids)
Biological process (GO): endocytic recycling; post-Golgi vesicle-mediated transport; intracellular protein transport
Cellular component (GO): plasma membrane
Molecular function (GO): ATP binding; ATP hydrolysis activity; magnesium ion binding
Source: RefSeq, a predicted model, not a curated record
AUGGGAGGGUCAUCCGGCAACCAGGAUGGGAUUCGCGUCAUUUACCUCAACAACUCAGAACGCAAUGGCCAAGCAAAGUACCUCCACAACCGCAUCUCCACGUCAAAGUACAACUAUUUCACCUUCCUGCCAAAGUUCCUCUACGAGCAGUUCUCGAAAUACGCCAACAUCUUCUUCUUGUUCACGGCUUGUAUUCAGCAAAUCGAAGGUGUCUCUCCGACAUCACGGUUCACCACGGCAGUGCCACUGGCCCUCGUGCUAUUUGCCACAGCUGUCAAGGAGGUCAUGGAGGACUUUAAACGGCAUGCCUCUGACAGCGAGACCAACGUAAGACUGACCAAGGUCCUGCACGGGAGUACCUUCGUGCCACGCCCUUGGCACGCUGUCAAGGUUGGCGAUAUUGUGCGUGUGGAGGGAGGUGAGUCCCUUCCCGCAGAUCUGGUUUUGUUGAGCUCGUCUGAGCCCGAAGGGAUGUGUUACGUCGAAACCAGCAACUUGGAUGGAGAGACCAACUUGAAGAUCAAACAAGCACUACCGGAAACAGUGCACAUGCUUACGCCGCACGAUGUAUCUCAACUCGGGGGCUGUAUCCGAUCGGAGCAGCCCAACAACAGCCUGUACACGUUCGAAGGAACUUUGCUUAUGAAUACCACUCACGGAAAUCCAAAAGAGAUGCCGCUAGACCCUACCCAAGUGCUUCUCCGAGGAGCUCAACUUCGCAACACCAAUUGGAUCUAUGGCGUGGUUAUCUUUACAGGACACGAAUCAAAACUCAUGAGGAAUGCGUCGGCAACCCCGAUCAAGCGCACUUCAGUGGAAAAGAUGACCAACGUCCAGAUCAUCUUUUUGUUUGGUAUUCUCUUGGCCAUGUCUGUCGCCAGUGCUAUUGGCAAUAUGGUUCUCACUAACAGAAACAUCGCCCAGCUUUCAUAUAUCGAGGCAAUGCCAUCAUCCUGGUCGGAUUUCGGACUCAACAUCCUCACCUUCCUGAUUCUGUACAACAACUUGAUCCCUAUCAGUUUGAUGGUCACCAUGGAGGUCGUCAAGUUCUGGCAGGCGCAACUGAUCAACUCGGAUCUGGAUAUGUAUUAUGAAAAGACCGACACUCCAGCACUUGCGCGCACGUCGUCUCUGGUCGAGGAGCUUGGACAGAUCGAGUACAUCUUUUCGGACAAGACGGGAACGCUCACUUGUAACGAGAUGGAGUUCCGUCAAUGUUCAAUCGCGGGAUUAGCGUAUUCUGACGUAGUCGAAGAUGGAAAGCAGGCGCACAUCGAGGACGGAGUGGAGGUUGGCGUUCACGACUUUAAGCAGUUGGACGCCAAUCUUCGCAAUCACCCUAGCAGCAAUGUCAUCAACGAAUUUUUGACACUACUUGCUGUGUGCCAUACUGUUAUUCCUGAGCGCCAAGAGAACAACCCAUCAGAGAUCGUAUACCAGGCAUCUUCACCAGAUGAGGGAGCGCUUGUUUCUGGAGCUGCGACACUCGGAUAUCAGUUCACGACUCGCCGACCACGCUCUGUCAACAUCCAGGUUGGAGGCAACGAUCUGCAAUAUGAGAUUUUGAAUGUGUGCGAAUUCAACUCGACCCGCAAACGCAUGUCGACUAUCGUCCGUGGGCCCGACAGAAAGAUCAGGCUAUACUGCAAAGGCGCCGAUACCGUCAUUCUGGAGCGCUUGGGUUCUGAAAACGAGUUCGUUGACGCCACCUUGCAGCAUUUAGAGGACUACGCGACAGAGGGUCUCCGUACAUUGUGUGUCGCCAUGAGAGAGAUUCCUGAGCAUGAGUACCAGCACUGGUCCCAGAUUUACGACCGCGCAGCAACGACCAUUCAAAACCGAUCUGAUGAGCUUGACAAGGCAGCCGAGCUGAUCGAGAAGAACUUGUUCUUGCUAGGGGCCACUGCUAUCGAGGACAAAUUGCAGGAUGGAGUACCAGAGACGAUCCACACAUUGCAGCAGGCUGGAAUCAAGGUCUGGGUCUUGACCGGUGACAGACAGGAAACUGCCAUUAACAUUGGAUACAGUUGCAAGCUGAUUCAGGAGGAUAUGUCGCUGAUCAUUUGCAACGAGCAGACGCACUGGGAAACCAAGGAGUUUUUGGAGACCAAGGUCAAGACCAUCAAAUCAACGUUCCAGCGUGGCGACGACAUUGAGCCGUUGGCACUCAUUAUCGAUGGCAAGUCGCUCGGAUUUGCGUUGGAAAAAGACACUGAGAAGGUUUUCCUGGAAUUGGCUGUGCUCUGCAAGGCAGUUGUUUGCUGUCGCGUAUCCCCUCUUCAGAAGGCGUUGGUCGUCAAGUUGGUCAAGCGUAACUUAAACUCGAUUCUGCUGGCUAUCGGAGAUGGUGCGAAUGAUGUGUCGAUGAUUCAGGCCGCUCAUGUGGGUGUCGGUAUCUCAGGGUUGGAGGGCCUUCAGGCUGCUCGAAGUGCUGAUUUUGCCAUCUCACAAUUCCGAUACCUGAAGAAGCUGCUUCUCGUCCACGGCGCAUGGAGCUACCAGCGUCUGAGUAAGCUGAUCCUGUUCAGUUUCUACAAGAACAUUUGUCUCUACGUGACGCAGUUUUGGUACGCGUUCUACAACGGUUUCUCGGGGCAGACGGUCUACGAGUCUUGGACAGUUUCACUCUACAACGUCGCCUUAACGGUACUACCUCCGUUGACAAUCGGUAUCUUUGACCAGUAUGUCAGUGCAAGGAUGCUGGACCGCUAUCCACAGAUGUAUAUGCUUGGUCAGAAGAGCGAAUUCUUCAACGUGAAGACGUUCUGGGGCUGGGCAUUCAAUGCGAUUUACCAUUCCAUCAUCCUUUUCUUCGCCGUCGCAUUCAUCUUCCAGAAUGACCUGAUCAUGGUCAACGGCACCAUUGGAGGCGAAUGGAUUAUGAGUGUUACCCUCUAUACAGCAGUCUUGGCAACCGUGCUCUGGAAGGCCGCCCUGGUUACGGACUUGUGGACAAAAUACGCAUACAUCUCAAUCCCCGGAUCGAUGAUCUUCUGGAUGGGCUUCUUCCCAUUGUUUGCGAUCAUUGGCGCCCAAGUCGGUCUUACGCCAGAGUACUUUGGUAUUGUUGGUCCAUUGUACAGCCAGCCUGUCUUCUGGUUGACGAUCAUUCUGUUGCCUCUGUUCUGCAACCUCCGCGACUACACUUUUAAAUACAUGAAGCGUACAUUCUUCCCAAGGACGUAUCACUACGUACAGGAGAUCCAAAAGCUCAAUAUCCCAGACUACCGGCCACGCAUGGAGCGGUUCCGCAAGGCGGUGCACAAGGUCCGCAAUAUUCAGCGUCUGCGUCGCAACCGCGGUUUUGCGUUCUCUCAGAAUGAAUCUGGCACAGCAAGGUUAAUUCGCGCAUACGAUACUACAGCACAAAAGCCUAUGGGUUAA